Nezara viridula (southern green stink bug) is the source of this 903-nucleotide messenger RNA. The record is from the annotation of a GenBank genome assembly. NCBI's taxonomy places the organism in Eukaryota, Metazoa, Arthropoda, Insecta, Hemiptera, Pentatomidae.
AAUUUCUAAACAACAAAAGCAUUUAUCUUGUCUCAAAUCUCGACAUUCUAACACUGUUAUACCUCUAAAAUAUGAUAAUUAUUGAACACUCGUUUAUGAACUAACAUUUGCUGCUGCAGGAGGUAAUUUUGAAUUUGUUGAUGUUUUUACGGAUUACAUUAUGGAAGAAGUGAGAAAAUUACUUGAUGAAAGUAGUAGAAGAUUACAGGAUAUUUCAGAUUUAAUAUUAGAAAAUUUAACAGAUGAAACAGCAACUGCAGAAAUUUCCAAAUUAUAUGGCAUUGCCAAUGAUAUGGAUAUUAUUAAUAAUCAAACUAAAAUACAGCAAUCUGCUUUAAAUAACUGCAAAUUUACUUUGUCUCAGGUAGAAGAGCCAUGGAAUUGCAAUAUUCAGCAGAUAUUUGAAGAAAACCUUGAAAAAGAUAAUAAUAAAAAGAAGAAUAAAAAUAAGGAUGAAUUCCAUAGCAUCCUGCAGAAGUAUGUGAACAAGAAAAAAAAUCAAGAUGAAUUAGAUGUUGUUGAAGAGGCACAUACGGCUAUUGAUCCGUGGACCAAGCAGCCAAUCCUUCAACCAGUACAGUCAAGGGAAUGUAAGCACAUUUAUGAUAAAAGGAGUAUAGCAUGCAUCAUCAGGAAUCGUAACCAUUUCAAAUGUCCUUAUGUUGGUUGCCAAAAUAUUGUUACUAAAGAAGACUUAGUUGAUUUAGAUUAAUACUUAAAGAAUACUGAGUUUUUCACUCAUGUUAAUUAAUAUUCUAUAGAUAUUUAUUUAUCUGUACACCAGAUAACGAAGUUAUAUAUUAAAGACUUUAAAAAUAAUGUAUUAUAAAAGAUAAAGAGAGAGGAGUAAAGAGAAGCAAGAAUAUUGUUUUUAUUUAUAAAAUUAAAGAAAAUGUUAAUGAA